CACAGAGAACAAAGUUCCCCCAUCUCAUGAGCGAAUGUGAUGGCAUGGUUGAUUUUCUGUGCGCCAUCAAAGGCGCGAGCUGGAAUUGAGUAACUCGAGCUGUACAAGCAAGACUCUGCAUUCACAUAGAGUCACUUUGAUGGGCUCUUCUCUUGGGUCAGCGCCAGCAGCUACUUUAUUCGUCUCCCGUUUACUCAAGUGUAUCCAUACAAGGAGCGAAGAAAGUGUCGUCCACGCGUCACCACUGGAGGUAAACUGUGUAUUUUGAGUGGUGGGGAUUAGUCUUUUGUCUUGUGAAAGAGAUUUCGUGUCGGCAGUUUCUUGGCUCUUCGGUUGCAUCUACCAGAGAUAAAACAAUACUCAUGCCACGCGCGUUUGGAUCCGCGUUGGUGAUGCCAUGCCUCGCAACCACAGCGGAGAUGAGGCCGGCUCCGGCCUCUGGAUGAACACCUCUCCGGGGCAAAACGCCGAAAGUUACGGAUUGCAUAAUGUGGAAUGUGGUAAUAAUACGAUGAAGAACAAUUCCUCACGGGCAGGGGACGGCCUGUUGUCCGCAUCUCAUGCCGGCACAGGUACAGCGGGCACGGAGAGAGACCGGGGGAAACAGGGCGCUCGGUUGAGUCUGCUCGGGAAGCCUCUGGUGUACGGUGCGCAAAGCGGCCGAAGAAACGCGCGCUACCGGAGGAUUCAGAACUACCUGUACAACGUGCUGGAGAGACCUAGAUCCUGGGCUUUCAUCUAUCACGCUUUUGUGUUUGUCCUGGUUUUCGGCUGCUUGGUGCUGUCUGUCUUCUCCACCAUUCCAGAUCACCAGGAAAUGGCCUCUCAAAGUCUCUUCAUCCUGGAGUUUGUGAUGAUCAUUGUGUUUGGGCUGGAAUACAUAAUUCGGAUCUGGUCCGCUGGUUGCUGUUGCCGAUACAGAGGAUGGCAGGGGCGACUUCGCUUCGCAAGGAAGCCAUUUUGUGUCAUAGACAUUAUAGUGCUGAUUGCUUCUGUUGCCGUUGUUUCGGCGGGAAGCCAAAGCAACAUCUUUGCAACAUCUGCACUGCGAAGCUUACGUUUUUUACAGAUCCUGCGAAUGGUACGCAUGGACCGCCGUGGAGGCACUUGGAAGCUUCUGGGAUCUGUAGUUUAUGCACACAGCAAAGAAUUGGUCACAGCCUGGUACAUUGGGUUCCUUGUGCUAAUCUUUUCCUCUUUCCUGGUCUAUCUGGUGGAGAAAGAGUUCAAUAAAGACUUUGCCACCUAUGCUGAUGCAUUAUGGUGGGGCACGAUCACCCUCACUACGAUUGGUUAUGGAGAUAAGACUCCUAAAACCUGGACUGGACGAAUGCUCUCUGCUGGUUUCGCCCUGCUCGGGAUUUCUUUCUUCACUCUGCCUGCGGGUAUUCUUGGCUCAGGUUUUGCUCUGAAGGUACAAGAACAGCACAGACAGAAGCACUUUGAGAAGAGAAGGAACCCUGCUGCCUGCCUCAUACAGUGUGUGUGGCGUAGCUAUGCGGCUGAUGAGAACUCGGUUUCCGUUGCUACCUGGAAGCCUCAUUUGAAGGCGUUGCAUACCUGCAGUCCUACAAAGAAGGACCAAGGCGAGUCAACUACAAGUCAGAAGCUGAGUUUUAAGGACCGGGUAAGGAUGGCAAGCCCACGUGGACAGAGCAUUAAAAGCAGACAGACAUCUGUUACAGACAGACGAUCCCCUGGAGCCGAGAUCAGCACUGAUGGAUCGAGUCCCGCCAAGGUCCAGAAGAGUUGGAGCUUUAACGACCGCACCCGAUUCAGACCCUCCCUCCGUCUCAAGAGCCAAUCACGGUCCACCCCUGAAGGUGAAGCUAACACUGGUGUCGAUGAUGGUUUUGAUGAGAAAGGGUGUCAUUGUGACAUGUCAGCAGAUGAUCUGCCAUCCGCAUUAAAGUCCGUCAUUAGAGCCGUGAGAAUCAUGAAAUUCCAUGUGGCAAAGAAGAAGUUUAAGGAAACCCUACGCCCUUAUGAUGUGAAGGAUGUAAUAGAGCAAUAUUCAGCCGGUCACCUGGACAUGCUUUGUCGAAUUAAGAGUUUGCAGACCAGGGUUGAUCAGAUUCUUGGUAGGGGGCAGAUGGCUAUGGAUAAGAAGAUCAGGGAGAAGCUGUUGUCUGACGGAGACAUACUGGAAGACGUGAGCAUGUUGGGAAGGGUGUGUAAGGUAGAGAGACAGGUACAGUCUAUCGAAUCAAAGCUGGACUCUUUGCUGGACAUCUACCGCCAGGUUCUGCAUAAGAAUUCAUCGUCUGCCCUCACUCUCUCGUCUCUUCCUCCCUUUGGAAUGGAGGAGACAUCAGACUAUCAAAGCAUCAUCCUUAGUAAGGAUCUCUCUUGCUCUUCCCAGGUCAGCCAGUCCAUCAGCAGCAAUCACCCCAGAGCCCUCCAACUCAUAUUAGCCCCCAGUGAACUCAACCUCAACCAGAACAACUCCACAACAUCUUCUCCUGGGCUCAAUCCAGCCUCUGUAUCACCUUUUAACCCAUCCACUUUUCAGGUUCCUUCAACCCCAUCCAUGGAGUGUCCAUCAGCACAAGAGAGUCCAUCUCAGAUCCUUAGCACCAACAGCCUUCACUCUACUGGGGUUCACUUUCCUUGUGUUGGUCAACUCCCUCCGCCUCCUCCAUCCAUAUCAUCUUUUAAACAUCAGCUCUCCACUGUACCUUCUCAACCAGGCCUGAACCGCAGCAUUGGACCCUGUAGGUCAGACCCAGCUGACUAUGCCCAGUCUUGCUUUAGAGGUGUUGGUCUAGACUUUGGGCUGAACUCUAGUAUGAGCUGCAAGCUUCAGCAGAGAAGCAGACCCAGUGCUAAAGAGGAUAGUUCUUGGAGGAGACAUGUAAGUCUGGAUGCAGAGAUAGAGAUGGACCCACUGUCUGCAGUCUCUCCUCUUGCACCAGUUCAAGCCCAAUGCAGUGGUGAUAGAGGACUAGGGCAGUCUCUCUCAGUUCUGGACCUUAUGCAGCCAGUUCUGGAGGGUCUGGAUGUGGACAGACAUUCUAGUCAGGCUAGUUUCUCCACCAGUGUUAGCAGCAGCCAGGACUCCUCAACUGGGGGCAUUGAGAUGGGGGUGAGGGGUUGGGGAGAAGCUGAUCUCUUCAUCAGUGAUGGAGACCUGGAGAAUUCUACUAAGAUGCUUACUCAAGGGUUCAGCUUUCUUUCCCAGCCCACCAUUGAUGCAUCCUUACCUUCUGAGCUGCUUAGAACAAGUACUACAGCUGGUGCAAGCCAAACCAUAGCAAGUGGACAUACACCCAAUACGGUCAGCAAUGAGUCUAUCAGUAUGCCGCAUGUUCGGCUAAAAUAACGCAAUACAACGUGUUACAAACUCUCAGAAAAUGCCUCUGAUGAAAUGAAACUUUGAAAUGAAAGCUUAUUUUAUUGUAGAGGUUUUUGUAUUUUUCUUGAGGUCAAACAAUAUUUGAAACAUAAUGGGGAAAAGGGACAAAUUUUCCUCUUUCUAUUUUUUUUAUAAUUGAUCUGUUAGUUUGGUUUAUUUAAAACAAGCGGUUCAUUUUCGUAUAGCUCACCGUACAUGACAUAUCAUUGCAUGCAUUGUUCUAUUUCAAAUGUACUGUAUCAUUAAUUAACACAAAUGUACGGAAUGAGAUAUAAUGUGCAACAUUUAUAAGUCUGACAUGGCAUGAAUUUUGAGUUGGACUGCAUGAACAUUGCAUGUUUCCAGCGCACAGACACCUCAAUCAGCAAAAGCCCUGUCCCAAAAUUCACAUCAUGACUAAAAAUGAAAAAAGUGUCAUAACAACAGAGAGCAGAAAUAUUUUGCACCUUCUGACUUUAUCAUGUUUUAAUAAAAGGUGGUUUACUUUUCUAAUGUAAAAAAAAAAUGUGCCAGAUACUUUAAAGGAAUUUGCUGCUGCUGAAAAUUGUACAGUUUUGGUAAUGCAAAUUAAAUGUUGGGAAGAGCACCUCAUAGUUGCCAUUCUACAUCAGUAGCUGUUUUUUUUUUAAAACAAAAGGAAUGAUUCACCUUAAAAUGAACAUUUUGUCAUAAUUUACUCAGCCUUGGGAUGGUCCAAACCCAUAUUACUAUUUUUCUGCAGAACACAAAGGAGAUAAUUUAAUGAUAAAUUAAUCCAGUCCUGUUGGUUGAAUUCAAUAAUAAAAAAAAAAAAAAUCUUAAAAUUAAAAUCAAAUCAUUGAUAAACUCUCUAAGCUGAAUCCAAUAUGGCGUUGAAUACCAAACUUCAUUGGUUCUUUGAUGUCUUGUGACCAAGCAUCAUGACAUCACAUUGAAUUCAGCACUGUUAAAUAGUUUAGCAAUGAUUUGAGAGUGAAAAAUGACUUACAUUUCAGUCUGUUCAUCAUUUACAAAGUGAUCGUAUGCCUUCAGAAGACUGGGAAUAUAAUGCAUGAACUACUUACUGUAUAUGACAGUUUUGGAUGCUUUAUUAAGUUUUAAAAUGAGUCAUUGUCUACUGCCAUUGUAUUGAAUUAAUUCAACAUUCUGAGCAUUACAAUCUUUGGUUUCGUAAGAAUUCUUAAAUAUAAAUCACAAAUACAUGUAAUGACUUUUUGUAUUGUAUUAAGUAAUUUGAGUGUGUUAAAGGGAUAGUUCACCAAAAAUUUAAAUUCUCAUGAUUUUUUCACCCUCCUGGUAUCCCAGAUGUGUAUGACUUUCUUUCUUCUGCAGAACACAAAUUAAGAUAUU
This is a messenger RNA of Myxocyprinus asiaticus (Chinese sucker), 4684 nucleotides long. RefSeq names its product potassium voltage-gated channel subfamily KQT member 5-like. Gene Ontology annotation, cellular component: membrane. Gene Ontology annotation, molecular function: voltage-gated potassium channel activity. The coding region runs from base 398 to 3322 and encodes 974 amino acids. Lineage: Eukaryota; Metazoa; Chordata; Actinopteri; Cypriniformes; Catostomidae. The transcript is spliced from 14 exons. The record is from RefSeq and is a predicted model, not a curated record. Gene Ontology annotation, biological process: potassium ion transport; transmembrane transport.